AUGGUGAAGCAAACAAAUCCAGGAUCAGUUGUAAGCUUACAAAGAAAUGUGGAUCAUACUUUUCUUUAUGCAUUCAUGUCACUUAAUGCAUCAAUAAGUGGAUGGAGUCACUGUAUGCCUAUUAUGGUUGUUGAUGCUACAUUUUUGAAAGGACCAUUUGGAGGUUCUCUGUUUUCAGCUUCAACUCUUGAUGCAGCAGGAAAAAUCUUCCCUCUUGCCUUUUCAAUAACAGAUUCAGAAAAUGAUGCAUCUUGGAAUUGGUUUUUUAGACAAAUCAAAACUGUUUUUGGUGUAAGGGAAGGAAUGUGUAUAAUUUCAGACAGACAUAUGAGUAUUAAAAAUGCAAUAGAAAGUGUUUUUGCUGGAGAAGUUCAACAUGAUAUUUGCUUAUAUCAUUUACUAAGUAACGUGAAAAGCAGAUUUAAAAAGGAUCAGAAGACAAUUAAAGACCUGUUCAAAGCAGCAGCAAGAGCUUAUACAAAGGAAGAAUUCAAUACUCAUAUGGCAGAAAUGAGCAACGUAAAUCCAGGAGUUACAGCUUAUCUCAAAGAUGCAGGUUUUGAAAGGUGGGCAGUUUCACAUUCUGUGAACAAAAGAUACAACAUAAUGACUUCAAAUACUGCUGAGUCAUUUAAUGCAGCAGUAAAUAGAGCACGAGAAUUACCAGUUACGAUGCUUAUGGAAUACUUGAGAAAUUUGGUUCAAAGGUGGAGCUACAAGAACAGAAAUAUUGCUAAAGGAACCUUUACAAAAUUGUCUUCAAAAUAUGAUGCUGUCCUAAGGCAAAACUAUUUAGAUUCACUCAAAAUAGAGGUAGAGCCAUCUAAUGAUGACAUAUACACUGUUACUGAAAAUGGUGAUACCUCUACUGUUAACAUCAAGGAAAAAUCUUGUACAUGCAACAGAUAUCAAGAAGAAAUGAUCCCAUGUAAACAUGCUGCUGCUGUAUUAAACUACAAACAUCAAGACCCAACUGAAUAUUGCUCAAAGUACUUCACAAAUGAAGCAAUGCUUGCUACAUAUGCACAAACUGUAUACCCAGUUCCUAAAGAAGAAACAUGGGAAGUCACUGCAGAGGUUGAGGAUAUCAUUGUCUUACCUCCUAUAGGGAGAACUAAGCCAGGAAGACCAAAAAAGAGAAGAAUAAAAGGAGCAGAAGAACAAAAGAAUCAAAACAAGUGCAGCAGAUGUGGAUAUUAUGGACAUAAUCGUAAAACUUGUAAAAAUAUUCCAAAAAACAGAUAG
Molecule: messenger RNA, 1245 nt
Organism: Mercurialis annua (annual mercury)
Lineage: Eukaryota; Viridiplantae; Streptophyta; Magnoliopsida; Malpighiales; Euphorbiaceae
Exons: 3
Coding region: 1-1245 (414 amino acids)
Molecular function (GO): zinc ion binding
Source: RefSeq, a predicted model, not a curated record